CUGCGGAGACUCAGUCAUGACAGGUGAACUGCUCCUGCUUUCAAGUGUGAUUUUCCUGCUCCAGGUGGUGUGUGGCUGCCCAGAGAAGUGCCGCUGUCACUCAUCCUCAAACUCUGUAGACUGCAGCCGGCAGGGUCUGGCUGAAAUCCCUUCCAACUUGCCUCUUCAAACUCUAACACUACAUUUACAAGAUAACCAGAUACACCAGCUUCCUGCUUUUGCAUUUAGGUCAGUGCCACAGCUCACGACCUUGAACUUGUGUAACAAUUCCCUUUCAAAUCUGGCCCCUGGAGCUUUCCAUGGGCUUCAGCACUUACAAGUCUUAAACUUAACCCAGAACUCCCUGCAUUCCCUGGAAAGCAGACUUUUCCAUUCCCUCCCACAGCUGAGGGAGCUUGAUUUGUCAUCAAACAACAUAAACCACCUUCCCACAUCCCUGGGUCAGCGUUGGGAGAACCUAACCAUGUUUUCAGUCCAACAAAACCAGCUUCAGCAGCUCGAUCGCGCGCUCCUAGAAUCCAUGCCCAGUGUGAAGCUACUACUUCUCAAGGACAACCUCUGGAAAUGCAACUGCCACUUGCUUGGUCUUAAACUCUGGCUGGAGAAAUUUAUCUAUAAAGGGGGAAUAGUGGACAGUGUCAUCUGUGCAUCACCGGACACUUGGAAGGGACAGGACCUCCUUAAAAUCCCUCAUGAGCUGUAUAAGCCCUGCCCUUUUCCAUCUCUAGAUCUGGAGCCCUCACAGGUGCAGCAGCCAGGUUCUGCCCACCAGGCUGACCCAAGGCCUCCUGGGAGCUACAGCACUGGGGAGCGAGACCACUCGGAGUGUGAGCUCAAACCCAAGCCCAGGCUGGCCAAUCUGCGUCAUGCCGUGGCCACUGUCAUCAUCACUGGGGUUUUGUGUGGGAUUAUGUGUCUCUUGAUGUUGGCGGCCGCCAUCUAUGGCUGCACCUACGCAGCUAUUACAGCCCAACAGCACGGAGGACCUUUGGUUCAAACUAAUGAGUCUGCAAAGGCAGAAGGAAAAGAGGCAUUUGACAGCUCACCAGCCUGAGAGCUUGCAUCUCAAAUAGAAAGAAUCACUUUAGGCCAGAAGA
Molecule: messenger RNA, 1097 nt
Organism: Pteropus alecto (black flying fox)
Lineage: Eukaryota; Metazoa; Chordata; Mammalia; Chiroptera; Pteropodidae
Gene: LRTM1
Product: leucine rich repeats and transmembrane domains 1
Exons: 3
Coding region: 17-1054 (345 amino acids)
Cellular component (GO): extracellular matrix
Molecular function (GO): protein binding
Source: RefSeq, a predicted model, not a curated record